Molecule: messenger RNA, 4005 nt
Organism: Pimephales promelas (fathead minnow)
Lineage: Eukaryota; Metazoa; Chordata; Actinopteri; Cypriniformes; Leuciscidae
Gene: ppp3ccb
Product: protein phosphatase 3, catalytic subunit, gamma isozyme, b
Biological process (GO): calcineurin-mediated signaling
Molecular function (GO): calmodulin-dependent protein phosphatase activity
Source: RefSeq, a predicted model, not a curated record
CACGAAUCGGACAUCGCUACUCCCUCGGAGAAAUUGACAGCAGCUGGGUCGCCUGUGUGAGCAAACCCGAAGGACAGACACGGCAGAAAAUAAAACUCUGCCGCUAUAGUGGGUUCCCCCUUCCCCUUUCCCCCACUGUUUGAGUGUACAUAUCAACAAGCCGACCCGGACGAGCGCGCUGACUCCGUUUCCCCGCUUUUAUAGCGGAGCGGUCAGGACUUUCCUCUCGAACUGAAACGUCAGUAGCUUAGCCGAGCUAGCGGGCUAACGCGACUAGCUGGGUUCAGCUACAAGGAGGAAUUACAAUUAUUCCACCGAGAAACACUGAAGGAUGUCGGGGAAGGAGCAGAAUAAACAAUCCACCACCGAACGGCUCGUAAAAGCGGUGCCGUACCCUCCUACGACGCGGCUCACUAUGAAAGAGCUGUAUGAGGACGGUAAGCCCAAGGUGGAGCUUUUGAAGAGCCACCUGGUGAAAGAGGGCCGCCUGGAGGAGGACUUGGCCCUGCGCAUCAUCAACGACGGCGCCAACAUCCUCCGCCACGAGAAGUGCAUGCUGGAAGUGGAGGCCCCCAUCACAGUGUGUGGAGAUGUCCAUGGGCAGUUCUUCGACCUGAUGAAGCUUUUUGAGGUGGGGGGUUCCCCGCAAAACACGCGCUAUCUAUUUUUGGGAGACUAUGUGGAUCGAGGCUAUUUCAGUAUUGAGUGUGUGCUCUAUCUGUGGACCCUGAAGAUCAACCACCCAACCACCCUCUUCCUCCUUAGGGGCAACCACGAGUGUCGGCAUCUCACGGAGUACUUCACCUUUAAACAAGAAUGCAAGAUUAAGUACUCUGAGCUGGUGUACGAUGCCUGCAUGGAGGCCUUUGACUGCCUUCCCCUGGCCGCUCUGCUCAACCAGCAGUUCCUUUGUGUUCACGGAGGCCUGUCCCCCGAGGUCACCUGCCUUGACGACAUCCGGAAAUUAGACCGGUUUAAAGAGCCGCCAGCUUUCGGGCCGAUGUGCGACCUGCUGUGGUCUGACCCUGGUGAGGACUACGGCAGCGAAAAGAGCUCAGAGCACUUUUGUCACAACAGUGUGAGAGGAUGUUCCUAUUUCUACAGCUACCCUGCAGUAUGUGACUUUUUGAUGAAUAAUAACUUGUUGUCAGUUAUAAGAGCACAUGAAGCCCAAGAUGCAGGGUAUCGAAUGUACAGAAAAAGUCAGACGACAGGCUUCCCAUCAUUAAUCACAAUCUUCUCUGCACCAAACUACUUAGAUGUGUAUAACAAUAAAGCUGCUGUGUUGAAAUAUGAGAACAACGUUAUGAACAUCCGGCAGUUCAAUUGCUCCCCUCACCCGUACUGGCUGCCCAACUUCAUGGAUGUGUUCACGUGGUCACUGCCCUUUGUCGGGGAGAAAGUAACAGAGAUGCUGGUCAAUGUGUUAAACAUCUGCUCAGAUGAUGAGCUUAUGUCAGAGGGAGAUGACACAUGUGAAGGUGGCACCCCAGCAGUCCGCAAGGAGGUGAUCCGAAAUAAGAUUCGUGCCAUUGGCAAAAUGGCCAGAGUUUUCUCUGUUCUUAGAGAGGAGAACGAGAGUGUGUUGCAGUUAAAGGGCUUGACUCCUACUGGGACGUUGCCUCUGGGUGUCCUGUCAGGAGGCAGACAGACCCUACAGAGCGCCACCAUAGAAGCAGAGGAAGCACAAGCCAUCCAAGGCUUCAACCCUCAACACAAGAUCCAAAGCUUCGAAGAAGCGCGUGGACUGGACCGGAUAAACGAGCGAAUGCCUCCGCGCAGGGACAGCGUGCAGCCAGACGGCACUGCCAACUCCAUCAACGCAGCCAAUUCCCCCGACAAGAACGGCACCAACGCACAGGCGUAGUAACCCAGCAGCUACCUAGCACUCUCCCUCAUCCUUUCUGUCUCUUUUUUUCCCCCUCUCUCUCCCUCUGUUUUCCUCUCAUUCUCUCUCUUUUUGGUAGAGGUGAUGCCCCCUACAUGCAAAACUCUCCAGGACCGUUUCGGGGAGAAUCGCACAAUACCAUGAAGAGGGUGUAGUGAAAAACAAACCAUGGUUCUUAUUUAUUUAUUGAUAUAGAUGAUAAGAAAUGUAAGAUCUGUAAUGGUGGAAAAAUUGAGAUGAAUGAAUACAUACGUGAUGAAUAUUACAUGUGUACAUAAACAGAAUAUAUAUAUAUAGACAUAGCAUUGGGGUGGUGUAAGGUCAUCUUAGAUUUCAGUAGUUUAAAAAAACAAACACACAAAAAAAAAAACAAUCCAUUUUGUAAAUUUACGUUUAUAAAUUAGAUUUAUUUCUGACAUUUCUUUUUUUUUUUUUUUUUUAAACAACCAAGACUUGCUCGGCAGAAUUACGUUAUCGUUGUUUGUGCGCUUGGCAAAGGAAUUUUUUGGCUGACAUAAUUAUAUAGAUUGCUUAUUUGUGAAUACCCAAAGCGAGUAUGAUAAUUGUUGAUGCAAAACAAAAAAAAAGGUUUUAUUGAAACAAUGUGAAAAAAAACAAACAAAAAAAACCUUCAUAAUGCCAAUUAUAGCUAAGGGGAGUGCAUUAAUAACAAGUGUUGACACAUUUAUAUGUACAUGUACAUUUUCAAGUGUUCCCUCAACCAAAUGUAAUGUUUACUUUGUUUCAUUUGUUUUCUUUUUCCUGUUCAUAACUCAAAUUACUAUACUGAUUCGUAAUCAAUAAGUUGAAAAAGCAAAAGCCAUCCCGCAAGAUGGUUGGAGGAGUUUGUUUUUUGUUUGUUCUUUGCUUUUUUUUCUUCAAUUUGUAGUCAGUCGCGCUUUUAUCGGCCUCUGCCAUAAUUUUGAACACUUUUAGACGCAUUUUGUUUAGAACCAUAGUGGUAAAAGGCACGGUUUAACUGCCAUGAUUUUACACAGACGUUUUUCUUGCCGCCCAUAAUGUAUAUGAUAAAUGCGACUGGAUGAGGUGAAACGUUAAGCAUCUCAGAAAAUAAGCAUACAUGCCUUAACAUCCCGUCUCAUCUCGACUAAAUGAAAUCAGUUAAACCGAAAAGUGUCGCUUGCCUGUUUGAGCCCACCAGUUGGAUGUUUUUAACAUUACACCCCAUUUCAUUGUUUUUCAAUUUGUCUAAUUUUUGUACCUAUAAAGGUUUGCAUCAACAAACUUGUAAGUAUAUUCAGCGCUAGUAUUUCUAUAGUUGAGCAGAACGCUCUUCUAAACGCCUGUAUUCUCUAGUGGACCAUUUUCCACACAUAUGAUUGACUAAAGCCUCAUCUUUUGCUUUUACCUAAAGAAAAACAAUGUUAUUUUGAUUGCUUUUACUAUACUGAGUGUUUUGAGAAGGACAGGUUUUGCAAGAACUGUUUACCAAAUCGUCUUUUCAGACAUUUUGUUUCCUUUUCUUUUCUACACUGUACCGUUAUCAUUGCAUAAAAUCCAGUGACUGGAGAUUUCGCUGCGAAAAGACUCUUGACUUCCCAUACGCUACACGUUUGAGGUCAUGUGCCAUGCUAAUAACUAUAGCGAGAGUUCUGUGUGCAGGCAUUGAGGUAGUCGCUCGCACAUUUUUUGCUUAAUUUAACGUCGCAAGCAUUUCAGGUUCUGUAUGCCUUGCGCGACACUCCGUUUUCAUGGCGCACCGUAAUACGAGACUUGACGAGGGUAAACCUACAUGUUAUCAUAACUGUGUUUAAAGUAAAUUUCAUCCAAAGAAAAAUCAGUGUUUUAAUGUAAUAUAUGGCUUUUGAUCAUUGACAAAACAACUGCUGAUUGUAUGAUCACUGCCUCUGCAUUUGUUUGAGAAGAGGCGAGUGCUCAAAUCAGUGAUGCAGUCAUGUAAAGAAAAAGAAAAAAAACACCUGUUGACGCUUUACUCUUUGCGAUAUAAAACCAAUAUGAGGGAGGCCUACAUCCUUAAACAGGUACCAAAAGAUCAUGACCACCUUUUGUGUCCUCUUUUUAAGUGUUUGUCUCUUCAAGUCUUUGUUUUAUGUUAUGAGCCUCUGCAAACUGUUAUUUUGUUUAGUUUCCUUCAU